AUGGCAGGGAAUGGAUUUUCUUUUUGGCCAGGCUCCAAUGCAAUCCUACCAGAACCAUAUACCCAGCGAACGAUUGAAAUCGGAGAUGUUGGAUAUAUCGACCCGGAGGGCAACUUCAAUUUCGUGUUCAAUCUCUUCCUCCCCGCUGACGAUCCCUUGAACCAACUGUGGCAAGAUGAACUGCCACAAGGGUAUAUCCCAUUAGAUCCUCCUUGUGAGUCGGAAAUCUCCAGAAUACCAGGGUACUAUCCGCCUGGAUCUGUCAUUGUGACUAAAGGCGUGGAUGUUGAUCGACUGGGUGAAACUCCUCUUCACCUCAAAUUUACGUCUUCAGAACCAGAAGCGGCCGUGCUUGUUCUCCCUGAUGGUGCCAGAAGAGAAGAUUUGGCGACGUCCCGUGUACAAGCAUAUUUGAAGAAACACGCUGAAAAUUGGAUACGAUUCUUCAGCGGCGCAAAUUCUCCUCAUGCAAUUCCGAACGGUGGUAUAUAUGUUAUCACUGGCUUCGACAAAACGGCAUCAUACUCAGCGUCUAUUUUUCCUGGACGAGGCUUCUUGGGCACCAGACAUAUAUCUGUCGAAUAUGCGAAUGGAUUUCGGCAACUCGACAGCAAAACAGGCAUCGUCUCUUACAACUGGAAACCUUCUAAGUGUAGUAUUGACGAGCGAUGCUUUUUUCUUCGCGGAAUAAGGAUGGGACUCUCUGACCCAGAGUGGAACCUACAAAUUGACGAAGUGCACCCCGAUCGCACCCCCGUUUCAGCGUUGCCCCCAACUCCUCCCAUCUCGGACCAAGUCUUGCCUCCAAAACAAGAUGGUAUAAGGUCUAUUCUACCUGACAGCGACAGCCAUACUGACGAACUGGAUAUCGAUGGCGAUGACGAAGGAAAUCAGGAUCCCGUGGUGGAUCCUAUUGUCAAAGUCCGGAAUGGAUCCUUGUAUCAGUACCCUGACGCUAAAGUUGCUCUUGUUGAUGACUAUAUAUGGUCGAACGCGAUAGAGCAUUCCCAAAAACCCAACGAUCCGUUGACUUUUAAAUGUUCACAAGGAGCCUUCAUUUCGGAUUGGGGUGCCCUAUUGGAUAACAUUUUCAAGUACCACAGAAUUGUUGAAACAGAUGGUGUGUUACUACCUAUGAUUUUCUCAUCCGGUUCAAUGUUAAUUAAACUAAGGGAUUCUGUGUCUGAUUCCACAACCGAGAAAAAGCAGUUCCUGGGUGCGUGGCAUGCUUUGGGAUCUGGUGGCUUCGCAAUUUACGAAAACGACUGA
Psilocybe cubensis is the source of this 1269-nucleotide messenger RNA. RefSeq lists its product as uncharacterized. The coding region runs from base 1 to 1269 and encodes 422 amino acids. The record is from RefSeq and is a predicted model, not a curated record. NCBI's taxonomy places the organism in Eukaryota, Fungi, Basidiomycota, Agaricomycetes, Agaricales, Agrocybaceae. The transcript is spliced from 4 exons.